CGACGUUUCCGACGUCCUCCUUGUCCACUCGAGCACGCUCGCAUUUCGUUACCGGUCCCAGCUGCAAGACCCAGCGACCCGCAGCGUUUAAAGCACGCAAUUUCUUGCGCAAUGGCACCGUCAAAUUUGCAGGGGCUUAAUAUCGUCCAGCCCGCUCCACCGCAGAAUCCUUACCUGUCCGACCAGGAUCUGCUCUCUGUUCCCCCGUUCCCCGACCUAACAGCCCAACUUGACUUAUGGACGAACCUUAGCUUUCAGUCGGACGAGCCCCUCGUCUCCCGCAAGGACGUCGGGAAACGCGCCGGGUCUGUCCCAGCCAGCGAAGAUGAUUCCGAUCGCUACAACCUCGGCGACGAUGAGUUGCAUGCCACUGGCAAGAUUGCCGAGACGCAUGCGCAUGAGAACGUUGUAACGGGCACCGUCGUUCCUCCGACCUCCGUUCCCACUCCUGCAUCUACCGGACUACCUCAGCUCCCUCCCUUUGAUAUAGGGAGCCUCUUUGCAAGCUUCGGAAUCGACCCCUUCCAGAUCCCGUCCUUGCCAUCUGUCCCCUCGCCUGCAACAGCCACUAACACACCCUCACUCGCCCAGCUACUCUCCUAUCACUCUGUCGCGGGCCUUCCCCCUCUUAACAUUCCAGGAACCACUUCUGCUACUCCCGCACCGGCAUCCGUGUCUGUCACAUCCGCUUCCACCGCGACGCAGUCCCAGCAAUUGGCAUCAGCAACACCGGCACCAGCCCCGAAGCGUGCGCGGACCUCUCGGGCGUCCAUCUCGAUGGAUCGCCGCUCGCCUGAGGUGUCGUCACCGGUUUCCCCAGAAGCCGACGAAGAGUCCUCGUCUACCACGAUGACAGCAGCGGAGGACAAGCGUCGGCGAAACACUGCCGCCUCGGCCCGCUUCCGCCUCAAGAAGAAGGAGCGCGAGGCCGCACUCGAAAAGAAGGCGAAGGAGCUCGAAAUGCGCGUGGGAGAGCUCGAGAAGGAGUGCGAGGCCCUGCGCAGGGAAAAUGGAUGGCUCAAGGGUCUCGUUGUCGGAGUCACCGGCGCGGGUGCCGUACAGCAGCAACAAGUCGCCGCUGCAACCGCAGGCGCGAAGAGGACGAGGGAAGAGGCAGACGAAAAGGCGCAGUCAUGAUAGAUUUACGUUACCUCUCCGUCAUUCCAUCGUUUUUCUGGCACUCGCUGUCGCACGUCGUGGGUUCUCCGUUUCGAUACGUACUAACGAAUACUGUAUUUGUAUGUACCCUUCCCCGGGAACACUAACCUUGUGCGUCUUGUAGACAUCUCAACUACUGUAUUUUGAAUACCACAGGC
Phanerochaete carnosa HHB-10118-sp is the source of this 1316-nucleotide messenger RNA. RefSeq lists its product as uncharacterized. Gene Ontology annotation, molecular function: RNA polymerase II transcription regulatory region sequence-specific DNA binding; DNA-binding transcription activator activity, RNA polymerase II-specific. Bases 112 to 1137 code for a protein of 341 amino acids. The transcript has 2 exons. Gene Ontology annotation, biological process: regulation of transcription by RNA polymerase II. The record is from RefSeq and is a predicted model, not a curated record. Lineage: Eukaryota; Fungi; Basidiomycota; Agaricomycetes; Polyporales; Phanerochaetaceae. Gene Ontology annotation, cellular component: nucleus.